Diaporthe amygdali is the source of this 2010-nucleotide messenger RNA. Its product is annotated as primary-amine oxidase. Bases 1 to 2010 code for a protein of 669 amino acids. Gene Ontology annotation, molecular function: copper ion binding; primary methylamine oxidase activity; quinone binding. The transcript is spliced from 3 exons. Gene Ontology annotation, biological process: amine metabolic process. The record is from RefSeq and is a predicted model, not a curated record. NCBI's taxonomy places the organism in Eukaryota, Fungi, Ascomycota, Sordariomycetes, Diaporthales, Diaporthaceae.
AUGAUUGCAGACACCUCGUCCAUAGCCGGCUACACCAUCUUGCGGGAAGAGCCCAGCGACGCCGCUCCAGACCUGCCCACGCAGUGCUUAGCACAUCCUCUCGAUCAGCUAUCGAUUGAGGAGAUCCAGCGCGCUGCCAAACUCAUCAAGGAGUAUGCCAGUGCCAAGACCCUGAAAUUCAACUGCCUCACUCUUCGGGAACCCAAGAAGAAUGAGUACGCAGCCUUCAAGUCAGGCUGCGGCCCUCGCCCGGACCGUCGCGCCUUCGCCAUCGUUAUUGAGCAGGGCUCCUCGCAGGUGUCCGAGGUUGUUGUCAACCUGAGGAGCUCUCAAGUCGAGAUCUGGAAGGACGUCGCGGACGUUGGUCCCACUCUCACUCUGGAGGACCUCGACGUCUGCGAGAGCGUCACCAGAAAAGAUCUUCGGGUCAUCGAGGCGUGUCGCGAAAUCGGCAUCCACGACAUGUCAAAGGUCUUCAUCGAUGCGUGGGCCAUUGGCUUUGACCACCGUUGGGGCACCGACCGUCGCUUGCAGCAGGGGAUUGUCUACUACCGCAACUCCCCUGGAGAUAACCAGUACGCCCAUCCACUCGAUUUCUCUGUUGUCGUCGAUACAGAGAAGGCCGAGGUUCUGUCUGUCGACAUCCGCCUGGUCAACGGUGAACGCACCAGAGUGCCCCUGGAGGAGCACAACUACAUGCCAGCCUUCAUCGGCAAUGACUACCAGCAUGGUAGGCUCAAGCCCAUCGACAUCACCCAGCCCCAGGGCGUCUCGUUCCGUAUGUCCGGCAAUGAGAUCUUUUGGGCGGGACUGAAGAUGCACAUCGGCUUCAACUACCGCGAGGGCAUCGUCCUGUCCGAUGUCCGCAUCGACGACCAGGCUGAGGGGCGCGAGCGCAGCCUCUUCAACCGCAUCAGCGUGGUCGAGAUGGUCGUCCCGUAUGGCAAUCCCGAUCCUCCUCACCACCGAAAGCACGCUUUCGACGUGGGCGAGUACGGCACUGGUCUAAUGACUAACUCUCUCAAGCUUGGCUGUGAUUGCAAAGGUGUUAUUCAUUAUAUCGAUGCAAUCAUGGCGGUAAGCUCGGGAGAGGCGGCUGUACUUAAAAAUGCUAUUUGUAUUCACGAAGAGGAUAACGGUCUCCUCUACAAACAUACCGAUUACCGUGAUGGCACUGUCAUCUCGGCUCGCGAUCGCAAGCUUAUCAUCUCGCAAAUCAUCACAGCUGCCAAUUACGAUGAGACCGCCGCACCGUACGGCACAGAGGUCGCUCCGUCUAUCAACGCACAUAACCACCAGCAUAUUUUCUCCUUGCGUGUGGAUCCCGAAGUUGACGGACCCAACAACACGGUCGUACAAAACGACGCCGCUCUCUCCGAUGACGCACUCGGGUCAGCCGGAAACCCGCACGGGAACGGCUUCUAUUGCAAGAAGACGCCCCUCCGGACGGCACUGGAGGGCGCCGCCGACUACUGCCAUGAGACGGGCCGAUCAUGGGACAUCAUCAACCCCAACAGCAUCAACACCGUAGCCAAGAAGCCCGUCGCCUACAAGAUCCUGAACAACAACUGCCCGUCCAUCCUUGCCAAGCCGGGGAGCACGGUGUGGAAGCGGGCCGGGUUCGCGCGCAAGGCGCUGUGGGUCACUCCGUACAGGGAUUACGAGCUGUUCCCCGCAGGCGACUACGUGUGCCAGUCGAGCGGCGAGGGCGGCCACCCCUUCAACGAGACGGUGGUGGACUGGGCCGCCAGGGACGAGCCGAUCGAGAAUACGGAUAUCGUCUGUUAUAUCCAAUUCGGCCUGACGCACUUCCCGCGUACCGAGGACUUCCCCAUCAUGCCGGCCGAGCCGGUCGGCGUCAUGAUCAGGGCCUCCAACUUCUUUAAGAAGAACCCGGCGCUCUGGGUGGCCCCUUCCGUUGUUGAUGCUGAUAAGAUUUCUAAGAAUGCCUUUUCCAAAGCGACUGAGCCUGCUGUGUCUUGCUGCAGUAACAGGGAUAGCAAGCUUUAG